UUGGUUUCAUUUGGAACAAAUGAUGACUAAAUUAUUCGAAGCACCGAAAGAGAAGUUGUGUUUCCCCCCUCCUACUGUGAAGAAGCUGUUGGAACAAAAACGAAAACGAGAGACCUCUUCAGCUGGCGCUGUGUCACCCACUGCUGGCCCUUCGGCACCAACACCAGUCCAAGCUGCCCAAUCAGAUCUCAGUUCCCUUCCCGAGAGCAUGGGUGCCACAGGUCCACUCCCACAAGCGGCAUACAGUAGCUGGCAGAGCCCAAUUACCCAGCAGUCACCUCCAUCCCAGCAGGAGUUCUUCUUCCCAUCAACUGAGGAGUAUUUCUCUAGCCUUUGCCAUGCCGACUUCAGCGGCGUUUCAGACUGCAGUGUGCCAAUGACCAGCAGCUAUGCCCACACAUCAACUGAAGAGACGUAUACCGGAAUGGUGUCAAUGCACAGUAAUUUUCCAUCUGAAAGUUCCUUGCAAGGUUCUUUUGCCUCAUUUGGACUUAUGGCACCCCACCAAACCCCUUAUCACUGGAAUCCCUCUGUAGUUGGACAGUACCAGACUACUGGUGGCCUUCACAUUUUUGGGACAUCUCAUGUGCAGAUGGAUGCCGGUCAGCUGGAAACAGCCAGAAUGUUUAUUCAGAAGAUGGAUAUCAGUAAGAAACUUUGGCAGGAUGAAGAUGGUGACACAAUUCUGCACAUCUAUACGGCCAAGGGCCUCAGAGAGUACGUCUAUGCAGCUGCUGAGAUUCUUCGGGAUUUGGGAAAACUGGACUGUAAGGAGCACAAAGGGAAGACUCCUUUGCUCGUAGCUGCUACUGCAAACCAUCCAUUCAUUGUUCAGGACUUGCUGUCUUUGGGCUCAGACGUGAAUGCUUGUGACAUCAAGGGGCAAACCGCACUCCACCUUGCUGCCACAUAUGGCUUUCCGACAGUCAUUCAGGCGAUUCUUUCUACAAGUGUAAAUGUUAACUUGGAAGCUCGUAAUUUUGAAGGUCUGACUCCACUGCACUGUGCUGUCAUUUCACACAGCUCUUCCAUGAAGAUGCUGGCUUCACAAGAUCCAGGUCAACAAACUGACACAAGCCUUGAAACUCAAGCCCAUGAUAAGCUGACCUGUAUUCAGCUGCUUCUGCAAUAUGGAGCAUCUACAUUUAGCCAGGAUAUAAAAAGCAACAAGACAGUACUUCAUCUGGCAGUGAAGGAGGGCAAUCUGCAUCUCGUUCAACAUUUGCUGAGCCUCAACAUCCCGGAUAUGUGCAAUUUUGUCAAUAUGAAGGCACAUGGGAACACUGCUCUCCAUAUGGCUGCUGGUCUCCAUGGCCACAUUCACCAGGAAGAGAUUAUACGCCUGCUUCUGAGCCAAGGAGCUGAUCCAAGUAUCCGUAACCUGGAAAAUGAUCAGCCAGCUCACCUUCUACAAGCUGGAGAAAGAGGAGAGAAGCUUAAACACAUCCUUAAAAGAGGAAGAGUGAUGUCAUCAUCUCGUCGUCGCAUCGUAUCCUUAUAGGACCAAGAGAGACUCGGACUAUUGUCAGUCCCCACUGUAACCCUAUUAAUAGAAAUGUGUAGGGAUGUCGGUAUUUCCUCAGUUGAAACAGUUUUCACAGAUACACUUUAUUUAUUAUGCAUUCAUUAGAUGUGCUAAGUUAUAAUAUUUAUUUUUUAAAAAAUAUCUUUUGCUUUUAUUGGAAAGCUUGCAUUUGCCAUACAUUUUGCAGUGGAUGAAGUCACUGCUUACAGUGUGUACGAUGUGCACGUAGUUUAUAGUUUUUGGCAAAAGUCAAAAGGAGUACUGUAUGUGUGAUUUGUAACAUAAUUAGGGCUUUUGUGUUUCGGUUUAUCACAACAUUCUAAAAUAUUCACUCUACCCAGAAAUGUUCAUGUCUACCUGUGUAUGUUAGCAUCCAUAGAAGACAAUUAUUAGAAUACAAUUUGAGAUUGUGGCUUGCGUUGAUUCAAAUUUGGGCAGUGCACGGCUACAAGUGUGCCACAGUUCCACACUAUAUGCUGUAAUCAGCUGAACAUGGAGGCAGCACGAUGUUAACAUGAAGCAUACGUAAAAUGUACAGAUCUCCUGGUCAUCAGUCGUAUCAGGAAAUGGAGGCGAAAGCACCCCAGGAAAGUUGAUUACAAAGAUCAGCAGAACAUUGCAUCAGAUGAAGGUAGCGAUAAUAGUAAGUGAAAUGAUGACAGAUUAAAGGGAUUUAAAAAGGAACCUGAACAGGCCUUAUUCUCUCAUCACACUUAUUACAAUAUUUGUAAUAAGCCGUGAACAGAAUACAACAAAACUGUCACCCCGUAAUCUUGUUCUGUUACUUAUGCCUUGUUACCACACGUCAUGCACUGUGUAUCUGCCCAACUUUUGUUUCUAUUUUUGCCAGACAUCAGUAAUUUUUAAUUGAUUUGACUUGAGUAGCUCUUUGUCUGGUGCAAAAUUCACCCAUUUAAAUAUAUUUCUAGCCGUGCAAUCACAUUAAAUGUAUAUCAGACAUGAAAGACCUCACUGCCUUUGUUUGACACAAAGCGAAAAUGAUGAGAAGAUGAAAGAAUUCUGUGUGAUUCUGUAAGUUCAUUUCAUAUGUUCACAUACACACAUCACAUAUCUGCAAACCCAUGUGGAUGUUUGCGUAAUUUUGAUUUCUGUGAAAUCGUGUUUUGUUUUUUUUUUUUUGUCUUCAAAUGAUGCAUUCAUUUUGGUCUCUCUGCACCCCAGUACACAAUUCCCAGUGUUAUAAUGAUCAUAUUGGUCAGAAUGGGAGUUGUCAUCUAAAUGAGCACUAGUUACGCUGCAUCAGGGUAACAGUGCCUGACGCUUUGAACUUUUUUAUUUAUUUCAUUGUCACCUACUUUCAAUGUUAAUUCAGACAUCCAUAUUGACUAGACCACUUAUUUUUUUCCUGUGUGUGUGUGGU
This is a messenger RNA of Erpetoichthys calabaricus (reedfish), 2906 nucleotides long. It is a transcript of the gene nfkbid, whose product is annotated as NF-kappa-B inhibitor delta. NCBI's taxonomy places the organism in Eukaryota, Metazoa, Chordata, Cladistia, Polypteriformes, Polypteridae. The record is from RefSeq and is a predicted model, not a curated record. Gene Ontology annotation, molecular function: protein binding. Gene Ontology annotation, biological process: regulation of gene expression. The transcript is spliced from 12 exons. Gene Ontology annotation, cellular component: nucleus. The coding region runs from base 20 to 1501 and encodes 493 amino acids.